This is a messenger RNA of Penaeus chinensis, 3960 nucleotides long. RefSeq lists its product as uncharacterized. Gene Ontology annotation, molecular function: nucleic acid binding; zinc ion binding. The coding region runs from base 1 to 3960 and encodes 1319 amino acids. The record is from RefSeq and is a predicted model, not a curated record. NCBI's taxonomy places the organism in Eukaryota, Metazoa, Arthropoda, Malacostraca, Decapoda, Penaeidae. Gene Ontology annotation, biological process: DNA integration. The transcript has 2 exons.
AUGGAGACCGAGAAGCUGCAUCAGAUUGGGAGAGACAUCGGCUUAACCGGAGCUGACCUUGCCCAAUUUAUUAAGGAGGGAAUUCAGUACGAGCGGGAGAAAGAAACUGCAGCUCGAGAGGAGAGAAAGGAAGAAAGAGCAUGGAAGCAAGCAGAACUGAAGGCGCAAGAAGCAAAGGUGCAAGCAGAGGUCAGAAGAGAAGAGAUAAAGCUCCGUCAGAUGGAGCUGAAGAAGGAAUCGGUCGAAGAGAAAUCGUCGGAGAGCGAGCACAAUGUCAAGGUAAGGUAUCCUAAGUUACCGGUUUUUAAUGAGAAGGCAGAUGACAUUGAUGCAUAUCUCCAAAGAUUUGAGCGGUUUGCCACUAGUGCGGGCUGGCCGGAGGAUAUUUGGGCGAUAGGCUUAGCCUCGUUGCUCCAGGGACGAGCCCUAGAUAUCUACCAUCAACUAUCGCAGACUGAUGCAGGGAAUUACAGUGAGCUGAAAUCGGCUUUAUUAAGAGGUUUUGACUGUACUGCAGAAGGAUUCAGAGAUCUUGAAGAAAGUGCAGAUCGGUAUAUCGAGGCCCACGGUCAUUUUAGCCUUAGAACCCCCCAACAAGCACCUGUGUCAAGUCAAUCGUCGGCGCAGCAGUUCGGGCAGGUAAAUGAGGGCAAUGACAGGAGCUUCAGAAAGACCCAAUCUUCUACGCUUCCCCAGGUAAAAUGUUAUAUUUGUCAAAAGGGGGGACACAAGGCGUGGGAUUGUUAUUUCAGACCAAAUGCAAAUAAAAGGAGGUCUGCAAGCACGUCAGCGACGUCCGGAGUAAUGAGGAAAGAGGCCGCGGCGGCGACAUCACAGGGAGCGCAGCGCAUCGCUGAGCCCCCGCGAGACGACGCGGCGCAAAUUGUGCAGGUCGACCCGGUGCAGAUGAUUGACGAUCACGGCUGGAUAAAGGUAAAUGAAAAGGGAUUCCGGGUGGCUUGUGGUGGAUCAGGAAAAACUGGAAAUUCGAAGUUAAUCACCAAACCGGGAGAAGUGGAAGGACACAAAGUGACGGUAAUGAGGGACAACGGCUGUACGACGGUGUUGGUGAAGAGGAGUUUGGUACCUAAUUAUAAGUUGACAGGUAAAAACUGUGUAGUUAAAAUGGCUAAUUCGGAUGUAUUUUGUUAUCCGGAAGCAGAAAUCACUGUACAGAGUCCUUUCUAUACAGGAAUAACUAAAGCUGUUUGUGUACCUAAUCCUAUAUAUGACCUAGUAAUCGGAAAUAUACCAGGCGUUAGGGCAGGAAAAGAUGGUGACGGUAAACACACAUGUGGUGUAAUGACACGUAACAGGCAGGCGCCAGAAAGGAAACAGCCACAACUUAAGGUAUUGGCAGUGUCUAACAUGUUAAAUAUGACGAUCAAGCAAGCACAGCAAGAAGACAAGACCUUAGAUGGAGUAAGAAAGUAUGCAGAGGAAAGCAAAGAAUUUUAUCGUAGAAAGAAUAAGGAAUUUUCUAUGUAUAUACUAAGGCGAGGAGUUCUUUACAGACAAGUGAAAAUUGGUAAUUUAGAGAGGGAGCAACUCCUUGUUCCAUCUCAGUGUCGCUCCGCCGUACUCGACUUGGCUCAUUCAAGCAUCAUGGGAGGUCAUCUGGCGACGGGAAAAACCAAAGAUCGAGUGAUGGAGAAGUUUUUUUGGCCCGGUAUAACAAAGGACAUUGAACGAUAUUGCAGAUCGUGUGAUGUGUGUCAGAGGACUGUUGAUAAAGGUAAAGUACGAAGGGCAAAAUUAGGGAAAAUGCCAAUAAUUGGAGAACCUUUUUCUCGUUUAGCUGUUGAUAUUGUCGGCCCAAUUGAUCCGCGAUCUUCUGACGGUUCGAGAUACAUCUUGACGGUAGUGGACUUCGCGACCAGAUAUCCGGAGGCUGUGGCACUGCAGAACAUCGAUACUAUAUCCGUGGCGGAAGCUCUGGUAAAUAUUUUUAGUCGAGUGGGCAUUCCAAGGGAAGUGCUGUCAGACAGGGGGACGCAAUUUACCUCAGCAGUGAUGCAGGAAGUUUAUAGGUUAUUGUCUAUACAGUCCAUUACUACGACUCCUUAUCACGCGAUGUGUAAUGGGUUGGUAGAAAAAUUUAAUGGCACACUUAAAAGGACGCUGAAAAGGAUGUGUGUAGAACAGCCUAAAGAGUGGCAUAGAUAUUUAUCACCAAUACUUUUUGCUUAUAGAGAAGUUCCACAAACAAGCACAAAGUUUUCGCCAUUUGAGCUUGUUUACGGGCAUGCAGUGAGAGGUCCGAUGACCUUGUUAAGGGAGCUGUUUGACGGCGAAGUGAAGGAACCCGAAACGAGGUCAUCAUACGAAUACGUUAUCAAUCUGCGGGAAAGGUUAGAAGACACUUGUCGUAUGGCAUUAAUGGAACUGAAGAAUGCACAGGAAGUUGCACAAUAUUACUAUGACCGGAAAACUAAAGAUAGGGUUAUAGUAUCGGGAGAUGACGUAUUACUACUACUACCUACGAAUUCGAAUAAAUUGCUGUUUCAGUGGAAAGGUCCUUUUAGGGUAGUAGGGAGUCCGAAUAGAUUAAAUAAGAUAGUGAAUGUGAACGGAACUCUAAGGAAAUACCACAUAAACAUGCUAAAAAGGUAUGUACAUAGGGAAUCGAGUGACCCAUUUCCAGCGGCGGUUGUGGUGGUUAACGACGAGGAUAAUGCAGAGGGAAGAGCAACGACAAUUCCCAGUUACAAGCAGCGAGAAACCUGGAGAGAUGUCUCGUUGGAUUCAGACUUGCCAGCUGAUCAUCAAAACGACGCGAGAGGCAUCCUGCAAGCGUUUGGCGACGUGCUCACCGAUGUCCCAGGUAAAACAGAAUUAGAGUAUAACAUUGAAUUAACAGUUCCUGAAAUUAUAAGAGUAAAACCAUAUCCUUUACCGUACAGAUUAGAGGAAGACGUGAAAAAUGAAUUACGUAGUAUGCUGGAGAUAGGCAUAAUUGAGCCUUCAGACUCUGAUUAUUCUACACCUAUUUUAGUAGUCCCUAAAAAAGAUGGAAAUCGGAGACUUUGUUUAGAUUUUAGAAAACUGAACAAGAUUACCAAGUUCGAUGCUGAACCUAUGUGUGAUGCCGAAGCAAUUUUUUGUAAGAUUGGUGGAAGCAAGUACUUUUCUAAAAUAGAUUUAACGAAGGGCUAUUGGCAAAUACCUCUUACUAAGGAAUCUAGAAAAUUUACAGCCUUUUCUACACCUGCAGGAUUAUUCCAAUUCACCGUAUUGCCAUUCGGUCUCGUCAAUGCCCCAGCAGUUUUUAACCGAUUGAUGAGGCAUUUAUUUGGAAACAUGGAUGGUGUGGAGACCUUCCUCGACGACAUUCUGAUUCAUUCGAAGACGUGGAAACAACACUGCGGCAUCUUGCAAAGGGUACUCGGUAUAUUACAGGAAGCAAAUCUAACAGCUCGGCCAAUCAAAUGCGAAAUAGGUAAGAGAAAUUUAGAAUAUUUAGGACAUGUUAUUGGAGAAGGUUGCAUAAAACCAACAAAGGAAAAGGUAUCGGCUAUUCUUAAUGCCCCAGCCCCUACAACAAAGAAAGAAGUAAGGUCAUUCAUGGGGUUAUCAGGCUACUAUCGUCGUUUUGUACCAGACUAUGCAACGAUAGCAGCACCACUUAACGAGAUGGUAAAGAAAAACGCACCUAAUAAAGUGAAGUGGGAAGACAAACAUGAAAUGGCGUUUAACAAGCUAAAGCAAGCAUUGGUAAAUGAUCCUAUAUUAAAACUGCCAGAUGUUAAUAAACCCUUUAUCCUCAGAACUGAUGCCUCGGAUGUUGGAUUGGGAGCAGUGUUGUUGCAGGAGGAAGAUGCAAAAAUGCCCGUGGCAUAUGCAAGCAGGAAAUUGUCGGACGCAGAGAAGAAAUAUUCCGUAGUCGAACGAGAAUGUUUGGCUGUCGUAUGGGCGACUAAAAAGUUUUACAGAUACCUGUACGGACAGCAGUUUUAUUAG